AUGACAUCGGGUAUACCAUUCGUUGUUACUGCAGCUACUGCUAGUUCAAUAGUAGUCGUUGUUGCAUCUCUAACUGUAGUGGUAUCACUGUUUAGUGACAUCAAUAACUUUUAUGACGGAGUAAUUACAGAAAUUGAUGAUUUUAAGACGAUCGCCAAUGAUGCCUGGAAAGUAAUGAUUGACGUUAAAAAACAUGUGCCCGAUGUUUCAAAUGCGGUACCGGUCUCCCAAUCUUCUGCUGACCGUUUCAAGCGUCAAUACAUGGAAGACUCUGGCGUCAGUGGAGGUUCUUCAGCUGGUGUUCGAAUGAACAAUAAUAGAAAGCGUGCAAAUAAGUGCCCGCCAGGACCUCGUGGCCCCCCUGGAGAACCUGGUUUACCAGGA
Molecule: messenger RNA, 384 nt
Organism: Enterobius vermicularis (human pinworm)
Lineage: Eukaryota; Metazoa; Nematoda; Chromadorea; Rhabditida; Oxyuridae
Source: the annotation of a GenBank genome assembly